Messenger RNA from Tetrahymena thermophila SB210, 1278 nucleotides. RefSeq lists its product as hypothetical. The transcript is spliced from 2 exons. NCBI's taxonomy places the organism in Eukaryota, Ciliophora, Oligohymenophorea, Hymenostomatida, Tetrahymenidae. The record is from RefSeq and is a predicted model, not a curated record.
AAAGAAUUAAAUUUAUAGCUUUUAAAGGCAAAGAUUUGUUUUAAGAUCCAUAAAUAAUAAUGAUAAUUUCUACUUCAAAAACUUUAGAUAGAAACCAAAUUUUUAACUAUCUCAGACUAAACAAAAAGGAUUAUGCAAAUGUUAAAAAAUAAAUAGAAGAACAUAAAAGUUGUUAGUUUAUUUUGCGUUCUUUGAGUGGAAAAAAUAACAUUAUUAGCUAAUUUAUUGUAAUGUUAUCAGAUGAAGACUCUUCUUCUUAUGUAGAGCUUAAUCCCUUUACAUAUCACGAUGAAUAAGAGAAAUACACAGAAGUAGAAAUAAUCAAGAAGACUUUAGAAGUUAGUGAAGUUGUCAAGAUAAAUAUUUCAUUUGUUUCUGAUAGCUUAAAUCUUGUUUUUUUACCUUCAGUCUUGGAUGUAGAAGAAAUCCUUAAGAGAUAAUUGAUAAGAUAAAAUUAGAUAUUCUGCACUAACACAAUUCUUAAUGUUAAAAUUUUGGAAAACUUAAUCGCAUUUAAAAUAGAUUCAAUUUCAUAUCAAGAUGCUUAUAUUCAUAAUUAAAUGUUUCUCUGCACAAACAUGAGCUUAUUCGAUAUACAGAUUGAUUAUUCUUCCUUGCUAAGAUUUAAUAAAUUUUAUAAAACACCUAAAUCGACAUAUUUGCAUGAAAUUAUUAACCUUAAUCUUGAUCAAGAAGCACAAAGUUAAGUCCAAAAAUUUAAUUAAUGGCUGAUUUAUUCUUCAACUCAUAAUGAUAAAAGUACAGAUUAUUAAUUUUUGGAUAAAAAUAGGGCAGUUAUAUCAUUCAAAUCGAAUGGAACUCAAUAGUAAGAAACAAAAUUUUAAAUCUUAAAAUACUUAAUAAAACAACAAAUUUCGCUGUUCAACAAAUAAAACGCUGAACUAAAUGACUCAAGAUAAGAAGAAAGCUAAAAAUUAUAUAAAAUUAGAUAUUUAAAUUUAAGGGAAAUCAGUCAAAUCAGCUAGCUUAAUCGCAUUUAAGAAUUUUUUAAUUAGUUGUCAUCUUGUAUUAAAAAGUAAUAAAAUAGUUAUUAAACACUGCUAUUAAUUGACUCUUGUGAAUAUUUUUUAGAGUAAGAUAAAUACAAUGAAAAUAUUAACAAAUUCAAUCAUUUCUUAGAAUUUAUAUAAAACCAGCAAGCAGUGCUCUUUGCCUUAUAACAAGAGUCAAAGAAUUAUUAUAGUUUACCUGAAAAAAUUACAAUUAUCAAACUAUGAUCUUUUAAAGUAGCAAUUACGCUAAUUUAUUGUAGACCCC